Molecule: messenger RNA, 960 nt
Organism: Soboliphyme baturini
Lineage: Eukaryota; Metazoa; Nematoda; Enoplea; Dioctophymatida; Soboliphymatidae
Source: the annotation of a GenBank genome assembly
AUGACGAAAAACGUUGUUGUAUUGGUAACGGGUGGAAGCGGUCUGAUUGGCCGAGCGAUAGCUGACGUGGUUAACAGAGAACGUGGCGAAUCGCAGCACGAAAAGUGGAUAUUUGCCUCGUCGAAGGACGCCAAUUUGUCCAGCUAUAACGAAACAUAUGAACUGUUUGAAAAGGUUCGUCCAACCCAUGUCAUACACCUAGCUUCAAAGGUCGCUAGUCUCUACGCCUCACUCGAAGACAACCUCGACGUUUUCCUGCACAACGUUCACGUCCACGAAAACGUGUCCAAAUGUGCCAACGAAUUUGAGAUUCAGCGAAUGGUCUCCUGUUGCAGCGCAUGUGUUUUUCCUGAAAACGCUACGUUUCCGCUGGACGAGACCAAGCUCCACAAUGGCCCGCCACCAAGGUCAUACUUCAGCUACGGCUACGCUGAACGCAUCGGUCUUGUUUUCAACCAGUUGUACGACGAAGAUUUUCAGCGUAAUUUUGUGACGGCCAUCUGUUGCAAUGUUUACGGUCCGGGGGACAAUUUCGAUCUUACAUCUGCCCACGUCGUUUCCGGGUUGAUUCACAGAUGCUAUUUGGCUAAGCUGAACAAUACUCCCUUCACGGUCUAUGGUACAGGCGAACCAAUUCGUCAGUUUCUGUUUUCGAUCGACGCUGCCCGCCUGCUAAUCUGGGCUCUCUUCGAUUAUGGCCAAUCGUCGCCGAUCAUUCUGUCCGUGAACGAACAGGAAGCGGUGAGCGUUAAGAAGGUGGCGCAAAUCAUUUCUGAACUGAUGGAAUUCAAAGGGAGCAUUGUUUUUGAUUCGACCAAGGGCGAUGGUCAGCAAAAAAGACCACUGUCCAACCAAAAGCUGCGCUCCUAUCUACCAGACCUAAAAUUCACGCCAUUGAGCGAAGGGAUAAAAGCGACCGUUUCGUGGUUUGUGAAAAAUUAUGAAGUUGCACGAAAGUGA